AUGGCCCGAGCAGCAGGCGCCGCCGCGCUCCGUGGCACGCGCCCGACGCGCCCAUUGACAGACGACCUCCGCUCGUGGACGGGACCCCUCUCGCGGGGCGAUCGCCCCGAGUCGGAGACACUCCAGCUCGCGCGGAAUUUCGCCGCGGCCACGGCGGACAAGGUCUGCCUCCUGCGGAUGCCGGAGACGGAGCGGCGCGCUGAGCUGCGCCGUCUGCGAGCACAGCACGCGCAGUGCCCAGGCGAUGGCCCCCAGACGCCGCGGCGCCAGCAGGAUUGCCCGCCUCGGCGCCGGAGGCACCCCGGCAUCGGGCCCGAAGCAGGGAGGUCCGCAGACACCGGGCGCCUCGGCCGCGGGCAGGCGCCCCCGGCAGACUCCCGGGACUGCUCGCCGCCGGGGCCCGACUCCUCGGACAGCGGGAGGGGGCCCGAGGAUGACUUGGCGAGGAGGUGGCAGAGGUGGAGGGGGACCAGCAGGCUGCAGCCAGCGGCCCAGGUCCUAAAGGAGCGCAUCGACGCGCUGGUGCAGGCCGGUCGGGAAUCGAGGCUGGAGGAUGAGCGCGCCGAGGGCGCGGAGCAGGCACUGCGGAUGCUGCACCAGCACUGGCGCGAGGGGAACGACGUCCACGACGAGGACCGUUGGAGGCAUCCCGCCCUGCAUCGGUCGCGCGGCGGCCAGCGCCCAUACCCCGGCCUCUCGAACCUGUGCAACACCUGCUACCUCAACGCGCCCUUGCAGUGCCUCCCCCACUGCCCCGCCGCGCGCGCCGCGCUCCUGGGGGCGGAGGGCCAGGGCGAGCCGCUGAUUCUGCAGGAGCUGCGCGCCCUGGCGACCGCCUGCGUGCGCGGGGCGCCGCCGAGCCUGGCGGAGGGCGACGGCGGCGCCGCGCCAGCGCCGGCCCGCGUGGACCGCUGGUCCCCGCACGCCUUCGUGGACGCGUUCCUCGCGAAGCACUGGGUGGACUUCAAGCUGGGGAGGUACGCGGACGCGAGUGAGGCGCUGUCGUUCAUCCUGGAAGACGCGCCUGGUCUCGCCAGCCUCUUCCAGACCGGAUGCGACGAGGAGGCCAUGAUGAGGCUCCCGGCAUUCGUGGACGGGGCAGACGACGGCGACGACGCCCUGUCGCCGCAGGACUUCUUCCUCGACGGGGGCGCGCAGCGACUGGACGUGCGAGAGCUGCUCCGCCGCGGCGCCUCCAUGGGCGGGCGACUGCGAUCGAAGCCCGAGUUGCUGGCGGUCCACGUGCCCCAGAGGUGGGAGCGGGGCGACGGCGCGGCGCUCUUCCUCGGCGGCUGCGACAUCGCGCCCUACUGGGGUGACCUCCCGGAGGGCCACUUCGUGGCUCACUUCGAGGAGGACGGGAGCUGGUACACUGCAGUCGACCUGGGCGAUCGGCCGCACGUGGUCCAGUGGGCGCCUGGCACCGAGCACAAGAUACCUUGCAUGAUCUUCCUUGAGAAGGUGGACUCCAGGGCGGCCCGCGCCGAGGCGUGCCCGUGGCCGCCCGGGCCGGUCGUCGACGGCGCGGAGGGCGCGGGCGGCGACGGCGACGGCGACGCGGACGGCGAGGACAGCCCCGGCCUCGACGGGGAGUGCGACGAGGAGGAGGAGGACGGGGCCGGCGACGCUGGCGUGCCGGGCGCGCGGAAGCGGCCCGCGGCGUCCACGAGGAGCGGCGCCCCUGCCACGAAGCGGCUCCGCCUCCGAGGGAAACAGAGCGCUGCUGGACGGCAGCAGAGCCGCGCUGGGAGGCAGCAGAGCCGCGCUGGGAGGCAGCAGCAGCAGAGCCGCGCCGGGAGCCAGCAGAGCCGCGCUGGGAGGCGGCAGCAGCAGAGCCGCGCUGGGAGGCAGCAGGCCAGGGAGGAUCAGAAGCGCGGUUGCAAGCCGGAGGAGGUACUGCGACAGGGGCGGAAGCCGAAGAGCAAGUGCGACAACGCCGACGGAUCCAGACAGGACUCCCAGAACAACGCCGCCGCCCCUGUCCUCCGCAGCAGCAGGGAGGCGAAGAGCUUGCAGACCGCCAGCGAGGAGCGCCGGUUGUGUGGGGAUCUCUUCCUGCUCCUGCACUUGCUGGAGCCGCUGGUCGCUGCCGAUGACCUGCUGAAGCAUUACCCUGACUUCUUCGUCUACGCGGGCGACGACUGCACCCGCCGAUGGGCGACGUUCCUGCAGGCACCCGAUCGACCCGACAAGUUGGCCGGGACGCCGGAGAGCGGGGAGUGGCACGUGCACCACGUCGCGGAGCUCCUGGACGAGCGCCUGGGCUCCGCCCACGGCGCCCCCUCCGUGGCGGCCGCGGCCCGCUUGGCGGCGAGCGACGCGUCGGCCGCGCUGGGCGACGGCAACCCGCUGAGGGCGCACCUCGCGGAGGCGUGGCAGCGCAGGGAGGCGUUCAAGGCGCGCCAGGGCAGAGUCCACGGGGGGCAGCGGUGGUACCAGUCGCAGUAUGUGGCGCGGUGCGAGCUGGGGCCCUACCAGCCGUCGCCGACCGAGGAGCGCCAGGUGGUUGCCAGGUUCCACAUUUCCCAGUGCUGCGCCACCGUCGACCCCGUGGACGAGCCGUUCGUCCCGAAGCCUGAACCGGAGGUGCAGAAGCAGCUGCUCCACGCGGAGAUCAUCGGCAGGAUCGCCGGCAAGAUCGGGCAGGGGGGGCCCGCGGAGGAGAUCUCCCUGCAGGCGGCCGGCGCGGCGGAGUCGGCAGCCCGCGCUCAGGCGGCGUGCCAGGCGAGGGGGCCCCGCGCUUUCCAGGCCUGCGUCUGCUGCGCCAUGCAGCAGUGGUCCGAGAACCUCCACUCGGAGUACCUGGUCGGCGACAAGUGCACCAUAAAGGACCGGGCCCAGUUCGCGGACUGCCUGUCGGCCGAGUGGUAUCACCAACGAUGGCCCCUCAUACCGCGCGACGAGCUGAUGUCGUCGGCCGUGAACUUUCCCCACGACGACUGCGAGGGCUCGCCGACGUCCACGAAGAUACUCUUGCACAAGAGGCGCGUGCCGCCCGAGGCGCUCGAAGGGAAGGUGCCGGUGAAAGUCUGCGACGAUUGCCGGAAAGUCCUGUGGUCUGAUCACCCCAAGGUGCCGCUCAUGGCGCUGGUGAACGACCUCUGGCUGGGCCGCCACCACCCGCUGCUCAGGAAGGCCGCUCUCGCGCACCAGUUGCUGCUCGCGCUCGGCCGCGUCGUGUCCACGAAGAUCUACCUGUCCAGCAAGGGCGCCGACAAGGCCGUCCGGCAGGAGCAGCAGUCGCGGAGGCAGAAGUUCUUGCAGUACGCCAUGCAGGGCACCGCCAUCGUGUUCGGGAACGGGAACGUGGACCACGCGACGCGGAGCUUCCCGCCGGAGCCCGACAUGCUCAGGGACACGUUCGUGGCCGUCUGCGCGGGCGCCGACGACGACGAGGAGGGCGCCCCCCUGACCGAGGAGCAGAAGCAGGAGAGGGCCUUGAGAGCCAUGAGGGAGGAGGUGGCGCUGCACGUCGACAAGGCGGAGUACGACGCCCAGGCGCGGUUGUUGAAGCAGCACAACUACGUGUACAAUGACCCGGGCGUGCAGUACCGAUCGGACCUCGUGGACCGGUUCCCCCCGCAGCCGGGCGUGCCCGACUUCAUGCUGGCCUGCGCGAAGUAUGUCCCCACGGACGCGGCGCUGGACGACGUCGCGCAGGCGCAGGGUCCCGCGUCGGCCACCACCGGUGCGCAGGCAGAGAUGAGCGCGGCCGCCGAGGACGCGCAGGAGCUGACCAAGUGGCUGUCCGUCCUCGAGGACCACAUGGACGACGUCAGCGAGCUCACGUCCCUGCCGGCGCUCCAGGGCAUGCUCGAGAGGAUGGAGAGUCAGGCGGGUCGCGUGGUGGCCAACGAGCUGAUGUCCAGACUCGAGGACCAGGGGGGCGAUGAUAGGGCGCUGCAGCUGGACGAGAUCGGGCGUUGCCGCCUGCGGGACCUCUGCCAGGAGUUCCACGCGCGCUGUCGGAAGAUCUCCCCGGGGGAGGACAUGGCGAAGCUGCACUGGCGCGUCCAGGCGCUGGAGACCAACAACUGUCAGGCGGAGGAGGGCGCGGGCGACUUGGCGCGAUCUGCAGGAGUCGCGGGGACUCCCGCCGAGGACGAUCCGCGCUCCUUGCAGGGACCGCCCGGCCCAGACGGCCAGCGGAAGGCGAGGCCCACGGACUUCUGCUACAGGGACUGCGCCUGGGGCCUCGGCCAGCUCCCCCCGGACGGAGAUGAGGACCCGCAGAGGCAGAAGGAGGCUCGGCUCUGCUUCAGCGUGGCGCACUUCAUCAAGAAUCUUCUCACGCGGGAGGAGAUGGAGUACGAUGUGCCUUCGGACGAGGAGAAGCACGUGGCCAGGCCCAUCAGUCGUUUCCGGAGCUGCUGGUACGACGCGCACCUGCUGUGCUCCUUCUGGAGAGUCACGGAGACGACCAACAGCACCUACACCUUCAUGAAGACGCCCGGGGCGUUCGGGGCCGCUCGCGCCUGCGCGGACAUCACGCCGGAGAUGAUCGAGGAGGUGCAGCUCAGGGCGCAGCAGACGGGCGGGAAGGCCACGCUGCACGGCAUCCUCAAGGACAAGGACACCCCGAACGAGGUGCGCAAGGCCUUCGCCACCCUGGGCCAGGCCACUGCCGGCCAAGUCGGGUCCGACGGACACAGGCGGGAGCUGCGCGGAGAGGGCGAGGCGCAUGCCCUGCGCUUCGGCCCGCCCGUCCAGUUCGUCACCCCGAAUCUGGCAGACACCAAGCAGCCCCUGAUCCUGAUCGUGCAGGGGGAGGAGUACACCUUCGACAACGACCUGACCGAGGCGGAGCAAGUCACGUUCAGCGAGAUGUCGCAGCGCAUCACCGCGGACCCCGUGGGCCAGGCCGUGGUGUUCGAGCUGAUGAUGAGGCUGUUCUUCGUCCACGUCCUCGGCCUGCGCCCGGAGACCGUCGGGUGGCGGCGAGGAGAAGUCCGAAAGGCUUCGGAGCACUGGAUAUCCGACGGCGUGGCGGCCGACCUCAUGGGCGCGCCCACGGUGUUCGGCCCCCUCGCGGCGGCCUUCGGCCCGGUCGAGGCUCAGGGCCGCGGCUCGCUGCACCCUCACAUCCUCAUCUGGCUGCUGCAGGGUCAGCUGCGCGUGCUCUUGGACAUGCUGCAGCGCGACGAGGCGCGCUUCCAGGAGCGCUUGAACCUGUGGAUGCGGCAGGUGGUGCAGGCCGUGGUCGCCACUCAGCAGAGCGCCGUGGAGCUGCUGCCCCUGCAGCUGCAGGGGGGCGAGAACAAGUGCGGGGUCACGGUGCCGCCGCUGCCGUUCGGGCCCAACGAGAAGCGGUACUUCCGGGCCGACGGGGGCGCGGAGAUGGCGACUGCAGAGCAGCUCGGGGACGGAGGCGAGACGGAGCCGCAGGAGCUGUGGUUCUACGAGAGUGGAUUCGCGAUGUGCCGCGACGUGCGCGAGCUCGUCAUCGGCUGCGGCAUCCACGUCUGCAGCCCCUCAUGCUACAAGUACCAUUCCGACAGGACGCGCGGCUCGCAGAUCUGCCGCCACAACUUCUACAACCUGGUGAAAUUGUGCACGUGGACCGAGGGUGAGGACUCCCGAGAGUGCCGACUCCGCACGCGCGGGAAGGCGCUGCGCGGCUGCAUCGGCAUAUUCCGGGAGACGGACUACGGCAUGGCCGGACGCAUCGUCACCUUCCAGCUCCACCCCGGGGAGACCUCCACGAAGUACGCGGCACUCGUCGCGGCGCGGUGCAACGUGGACGUGCAGGACAUGAGACGGGUGCUGCCCCCGCGCCUGUGGAUGGAUGCGUCGGAGCUGGAACCGCCGGCGAACGAGGAGGACCGCAAGAGCUACAACCAUGGCCUCUACCCUCAGCGCUACGCCGACUUCUCGGUGGGCGCCCGGGAGGACUGGGGAUGGUUCCAGCAUCUGAACACCACGCCCGCGGAGAAGUGGGACCUCGUCGUACUCACCGACUUGCACGGGAUCUACAGGACACUCGCGAACCGCGACAGCCCCGCCGUGGACAGUGGCGACGCUGCGCGCGCCGAUCUCCAGCGCGACCUGGAGCGGCACGCGCUGGCCACCUUCGUGGACGCCCACAACACGAGCUACUACGUCAACUCGUACACCACGAAGGUGAAACCCAGCAUGGACGACGUGCUUUGCAAGCUCCUUGACGGCGUGCGCCGCCUGAAGAGCCAGUGGGACGACAAGGAGGCGCAGGCCGCGGGCGACGCCGGCGACGAGGCCCAGUCGACAGCCGCAGGAAAGCGCAAGGAGGAUUUCAAGCGCACGCUGCAGGUGCUGGCCCGCUUCGAGACCUGCUUCCGCAGGGCCUCCUGGAAGAGCGGCAGCGAGAUGGUCUUCCCCAUGCUCUUCGGGCACCUCUCCUUCAUGUCGCACCGUUGCUGGAAGGUGUUCAUGCGGAAAUCCAUCUACCUCGCCGCGGAGACCUGGCGCAGGCGGCACGGCCAGGCCGACACCGCGGAAAGCGCACCCGCCGCCUCGAUCACGUACGCGGUCCCCGGCACUGGACAGCAGGUCGCGAUGCCAGGGUGGCGCGAGGUGCAGCGCGAGGGCGAGACGGUGUACGUCAGCCCCGACGGCGAGGAGUUCGACACGAUCGAGUACGCGCACCAGGCGUUCCAGAUCGCGAGCGCCAGCGGCAGCUCGCUGCGCGACGUGACGAAGGCGCUGAACAAGUUGCGGGAAGGCGAGGCCGAAGAGGUGCCCGAGGCACCGGGGCCGACUGUCGAGGGCCUCGCGCAGGGCAAGUUCAGGGGCGCAGUGCUGAGCCAGCACGACGACUGGAUGCACCGCGGAGACCACCCUAUUGUCCGAGACAUGAGCUUGUACGUCUACAGCAUCUGGGUGUACCGCGUGGAACUGCCGCUGCAUGCCCUUCCGGCCGGGGAGCUGGAUCCCGAGGGCAGCGGGGGUCGCACCCUGCACGUCGACAUCGCCUUCGACUCCUCCUACUCGGCGGCGCGGAACUGGACGCAGAGGCUGGCCGUCGAGCCGCGCAUCCCGAAGGCCGAAGGCUUCCAGUUCGUGAGCGCGGAGUCGAACGUGGAGACGCACUACCUCAUGAAGUCGGUGCUGCUCCGGCCAGUGCACCUGCCGGACGCCGACGGCCCCAACGACACGAAGGAGCUGCGCUACCUCCGCGCGUACGAGCACCUGUGCGCGGCGCCGGAGGGCGAGCCG
Messenger RNA from Prorocentrum cordatum, 7191 nucleotides. The record is from the annotation of a GenBank genome assembly. Lineage: Eukaryota; Dinophyceae; Prorocentrales; Prorocentraceae.